Molecule: messenger RNA, 2922 nt
Organism: Cannabis sativa
Lineage: Eukaryota; Viridiplantae; Streptophyta; Magnoliopsida; Rosales; Cannabaceae
Product: ABC transporter G family member 6
Exons: 1
Coding region: 404-2674 (756 amino acids)
Cellular component (GO): membrane
Molecular function (GO): ATP hydrolysis activity; ATP binding; ABC-type transporter activity
Source: RefSeq, a predicted model, not a curated record
UAUAUAUUUUGACUUUUGGUGAGUUUCACACUUCAUAGCUCCCAUUUUUUUUAGGUAUGAGUUAGCUUGCAAUUUGGUAAGUCUCGGUAGCCUAUCUGCAAUAACCACCAAAAAACCUUUCUAAAAAAGUAGCACAAAACUGUUGGUUGUUUAUAUAUUUUUUUAUUUAAUUUUCUUUUCUUCUAUAAGAAUGGGCAUAAUAAGAUAUAUAACCCAACAAAUCUCUUGUAACCACUUAAUACAUUAUUUAGCUACGUACCAUUCUUAAAUAUACUAUUUGUUAUAAUAGAUUAAAAUAACAUUAAAUUGAGGAUAAAUACACAGAUAAUAUGUACAUAUAAUAUACAUAUAAUUACUCAAUUCAAUCACACCCUUGUUAACCUCUCAAAUUUCCCACUAAUUAAUGUCUCGAAUCGUGGCCGAUAAUAGUAUAUCGCCGGCCAGAGACGCCUAUUUCACCAUGGAACUCAACAACAGCCACCACAACCGAGGUGGCUCCACUGAAUCACCGACCUUGGGCCAGCUCCUUAAGCGAGUCGGAGAUGUACGGAAGGAAGCCACCGGCGAUGGUGGUGAGACUCCAGUUCACCAGGUGCUUGAGCUAGGUGACGUCAGUAUGGAACCUCGUUCGUUGCCGUUCGUUCUUAAUUUCAAUAAUCUCACUUACUGUGUUAAGGUUCCAAGAAAGUUGAGCUUUUCCUCUGUCUUCUCUCGUCGGAGGGAUCUUCUUGGGGCGCCGGCUGAUUCUGUUGCUGGGGAUACUCUGUUCACGAAAACCAAGACUCUUCUCAAUAACAUCUCGGGUGAAGCUCGUGACGGCGAGAUACUCGCAGUUCUCGGCGCUAGUGGCUCUGGUAAAUCAACUCUGAUCGAUGCCUUAGCUAAUCGAAUAGCCAAAGGAAGCUUGAAAGGGACAGUUACGUUAAACAGAGAGAUUUUGGAGUCUCGUCUCCUGAAAGUGAUUUCAGCUUACGUGAUGCAAGAUGAUCUCCUUUUCCCGAUGUUGACAGUGGAAGAAACUCUCAUGUUCGCCGCCGAGUUUCGUCUCCCACGAACACUCUCCAAAUCAAAGAAGAAGAUGCGUGUUCAGGCCUUGAUCGAUCAAUUAGGUCUCAGAAAUGCAGCCAAGACAGUAAUUGGAGACGAAGGUCACCGUGGAGUCUCCGGCGGUGAACGCCGUCGUGUAUCUAUCGGAAUUGACAUAAUUCACGACCCAAUCCUCCUCUUCCUCGACGAACCAACCUCUGGUCUUGAUUCCACCAGUGCUUACAUGGUUGUGAAGGUCCUCCAGAGAAUCGCCCAAAGCGGAAGCCUAGUCAUCAUGUCUGUACACCAGCCGAGUUACAGAAUCCUCGGCCUCCUCGACCGUUUGAUCUUCCUCUCCAGAGGCCAAACAGUCUACAGCGGUUCCCCAACAAACCUUCCCGGUUACUUCGCCGAGUUCGGAAACCCCAUUCCGGAAAAUGAAAAUCGGACAGAGUUCGCUCUAGACCUAAUCCGCGAACUCGAGGGAUCACCAGGAGGAACCAAAGCCUUAGUCGAGUUCAACAAGUCAUGGGAAUCAAAGAAAAACUUAAUCCGCACAUCCGAUCCGGCCGUAACAGACGACAAAUUACAACCGCUAUCUUUAAAAGAAGCCAUAAGCGCGAGCAUUUCAAGGGGGAAAUUGGUAUCAGGAGCAACAACAAACAGUGUCACUGUAGACCCAAGCUCGAACUCAAUGGUUCCAACCUUCGCAAACCCAGUGUGGACUGAGAUGGCAGUAUUAUCAAGGCGGUCGAUUAUGAACUCGCGGCGAAUGCCAGAACUUUUCGGGAUCCGUUUAGGUGCAGUUAUGGUAACCGGAUUCAUACUCGCCACCAUGUUCUGGCAGCUCGACAAUUCCCCUAAAGGUAUCCAAGAACGUUUAGGCUUCUUCGCCUUCGCCAUGUCCACCACAUUUUACACGUGCGCCGAUGCUUUACCAGUCUUUCUCCAAGAACGUUACAUCUUCAUGAGAGAAACAGCCUAUAACGCCUACCGUAGAUCAUCCUACGUCCUCUCACACUCGAUCGUAGCCCUCCCGAGCUUAGUUUUCCUCUCCUUAGCUUUCUCGGCAACCACCUUUUGGGCCGUGGGCCUUGACGGUGGGCUUGCCGGCUUCUUCUUUUACUUUUUUAUAAUCUUGGCCUCCUUUUGGGCCGGAAGCUCUUUCGUCACCUUCCUUUCUGGUGUGGUUCCUCACGUGAUGUUAGGCUACACCAUUGUCGUAGCCAUCUUAGCUUACUUCCUCCUCUUCAGUGGCUUCUUCAUAAACCGAGACCGAAUCCCACCCUACUGGAUUUGGUUCCAUUAUCUCUCUUUGGUUAAAUAUCCGUACGAAGCAGUUUUGCAAAACGAGUUUGAGGACCCUGUCAAGUGUUUCGUUAGAGGAGUCCAGAUUUUUGAUAAUAGCCCACUGGGAAAGGUCCCGGACGCCAUGAAAGUGAAAUUGUUGGAUAGUUUGAGUCAGACUCUUGGGAUGAGGAUAACACAAUCAACAUGUUUGACCACUGGGGUUGACAUUUUGGAUCAGCAAGGGGUUACUGAUCUGAGUAAGUGGAGUUGCUUGUGGGUGACUGUAGCCUGGGGUUUCUUAUUCAGGAUUUUGUUUUACUUUUCCUUACUGAUCGGAAGCAAGAAUAAGAGAAGGUAAACAAUCCAUGGAGGAGGACGAUAAAGAUUGAAGUGGCCUGUUUUGGCGCGGGAGUUUAUUAUUUGUAUUUUAUUUUUUAUUUUGUUUUUCUCAUAUAAAUAAUACUUUAAUUAAAAUUCUACUUAUUAAUUUACAAAAUAUUUGUGUAGUGAUGCCUUGAUCAUCAUCAUCAUCAUGGGGUUGAGUUUGCUACAUCUCCAGAUGUAAAACUGUUUCAUAUCAAAUUGUUUUUCGUUUUUACUCAAAAA